UACUAGAACCCAGUGCUCCGGAGUAGACAUUCUGAAGAGAAGGGGGCACUGAGAUGGCUUUCUUCAACUUAUAUCUAUUAGGAUACCAACAGUCUCUUCGGUCUAAAAAGAGAAACGCAACCAAAGAAACAAACCAGAAGGAUGGAGUGUCUAGGUUUCCCCCGAUUAUCUCAACAGACGGUAAUUAUUCCGUACACCAGAAUAGCCACGAGAGGUACCAGGAAGCUGUACGGAAGACGUUGUUAAAAACAUUCCCCAAUCAGGUCUUCAGAGUCCCAGUGACUGAUGCUCAGAACUUCAGCUUCUGGCGGCCCCAAAAUCCAGGAGUGCGUCCAGAGGAAACCAUCCCAUGGAUGCAGGGUCCACGCCAUUGUCUCAUUAAAAGCCCAAUGACCAGAUAUAUGGAUCAUUCUAUUCUCAACGAUAAGACCUUCACUCUAUACUGAGGAGGGUGCAUGCUCUGGACGGAGGGCAAGGAGGAGUGACGCCGGCCCAGUCCUCAGGACGGCCCAGUCCUCAGGCUGAAUCGGGAACGGAGGGGGAGGAAGCACAAUAAACAAACAGAACUAA
Molecule: messenger RNA, 570 nt
Organism: Peromyscus eremicus (cactus mouse)
Lineage: Eukaryota; Metazoa; Chordata; Mammalia; Rodentia; Cricetidae
Gene: Spmip11
Product: sperm microtubule inner protein 11
Exons: 4
Coding region: 54-446 (130 amino acids)
Source: RefSeq, a predicted model, not a curated record